This is a messenger RNA of Linum trigynum, 1161 nucleotides long. Lineage: Eukaryota; Viridiplantae; Streptophyta; Magnoliopsida; Malpighiales; Linaceae. The record is from the annotation of a GenBank genome assembly.
AUGUUUAAAGUCUGUGCAGAUUGUAUCAUCCGCCGAUGCAUCCCGCAACCCGAAGCAUGGAGCAUAAUUUCUCAUUGCCACCAAGGUCCGACCGGAGGACACCACGGAGCCAACCGCACAACGCGAAAGGUAUUGGAAUGUGGAUUUUAUUGGCCAACAAUCUUCAAAGAUUGUGAUGCAUAUGUACGCACCUGUGAUGCGUGUCAACGGUCAGGUAAUAUUUCCCAACGUGAUGAAAUGCCACAAACAAUGUCCAUUGUUUGUGAAAUAUUUGAUAUUUGGGGAAUUGACUUCAUGGGACCUUUCCCGACCUCAUUCGGGAACAAAUACAUACUCGUGGCAGUGGAUUAUGUAUCUAAGUGGGCCGAGGCACAAGCCUUGCCAACUAAUGACUCUCGAAGUGUUGGAAAGUUUUUGCAGAAGCUGUUUUCCAGGUUUGGAUCACCGCGAGCAAUCAUCAGCGACCAAAGAACCCAUUUUGAAGGUCAAUUCGACAAAGUUCUCCAACGAUUUGGUGUAACUCACCGGGUCUCCACAGCGUACCAUCCUCAAACUAGUGGUCAGGUGGAGGUCACCAACCGUGAGCUCGAAAGGAUAUUAGAGAAAACAGUCAGUCAAUCAAGAAAGGACUGGGCAACAAAGCUCGACACUGCACUAUGGGCUUACCAUACGGCAUACAAAACACCAAUCGGCACCUCACCAUAUCGGUUGGUGUAUGGCAAAGCCUGUCACCUCCCCGUCGAGUUGGAACAUAAAGCUUACUGGGCGCUCAAAUACCUCAACCUCGACGGAGAUGAUACCAAGGACCAUCGUCAGGCCCAAAUCAAUGAGCUUGACGAAAUGCGCCUACAAGCCUAUGAAAACGCAAAGUUAUACAAGGAACGAACGAAACGACUCCACGAUUCCAAGAUAAAGCAAGACAAAAACUUCCACGUUGGAGAUCAAGUCUUGCUAUACAACUCUCGUCUUCGUUUGUUUCCUGGGAAGCUCAAGUCCAGAUGGACCGGUCCUUAUGUGAUCACACAAGUAUUUCCCUAUGGCGUUGCUGAAAUUUCGCAUCCCGAGAGGGGAACUUUCAAAGUCAACGGUCAUCGUCUGAAACCAUACCUCGGUGGCAAUUUUGACCCCAAUGCCGAGGCACUUCAUCUUCAAAAACCUUGA